Molecule: messenger RNA, 1591 nt
Organism: Populus nigra (black poplar)
Lineage: Eukaryota; Viridiplantae; Streptophyta; Magnoliopsida; Malpighiales; Salicaceae
Product: rho GDP-dissociation inhibitor 1
Exons: 5
Coding region: 659-1429 (256 amino acids)
Biological process (GO): Rho protein signal transduction
Cellular component (GO): membrane; cytoplasm; cytosol
Molecular function (GO): protein binding; Rho GDP-dissociation inhibitor activity
Source: RefSeq, a predicted model, not a curated record
AGACAAAUAAUAACAAUCAGAAUCCUAAGCAGCUUUUUUUCAUGUCUCAAUCAUGGUUUCCAUUACAGAGAGUCAAAGGGUAUACAUCAUCCAUCCAAUCCUAGGCUGUCUUACUCUGACAUCUCUGUCUCUGUCUCUCUCUGUAUGUAUUUUUUUGUUUGUAAUCAAAAUCAUGCACUAAUUUUAAAGCACCCAUCUCCUUGAAUCAUGGUCUUCGUGGAUACUCCUAGUGCAUGAGUGACCUUCACGAUCUUGCCACCUCUCUUUUUUCUUUGCCAUUGUUGCUUAGUUAAACACAAUUUUAGGAUCACCACAUGACUGUUUCCUUUUCCUUUGUUUGAACUUUUCAAGAAUUAAACUCGUGCCCCUCUUCUCCUCUAUCUCUCUUUCUUGGUUUUGCUAGUGUGUCUUUUUGUUGCUUGAAGGGUUGUGUUUUGUGGUUUUUUUUUUUUUUGGAUUUUGUCUCGUGUUUAGCUUUCUAAGAUUCUUUGACCUCUUUCUUUCGUUGGUUUCCGGUUUUUGGCUUCUUUUUUGUGUUCCUUUGCUUUUUGGGGCUUUCUGUUUUGUUUUUUGUUCCCUGAGGGAGACACAGACGGAGAGAUAGAUACACAAGUGCCUGUUCAAUCUAGUUCUUUUUGUUACUGUUGAUGGGCUGUUGAUGUCUUUGGAGGUUGGUGUGGAUUCAAAUACUAAAAGCAUGGGUUUUGAUGAGAAAAACAAAGAUGAAGUUUCAGAGACAAAAGCGACAACGAAAACACCUCCAAAUGAAGAACAUAAUGUUGAUGAACCUAAAAGUGGCGGGAUUAGUAGAAAGAUGAGUGAGAGUUCUCUUUAUGCAACUGAUCAAGAAGAAGAGGAUGAUGAUGAAUCUCAUGAAAGGAAGAUUGAGCUUGGUCCUCAAUACACACUUAAAGAACAACUUGAGAAAGAUAAGGAUGAUGAAAGCUUGAGGAGGUGGAAGGAACAGCUUCUUGGGGCUGUGGAUAUUGAGGCUGUUGGAGAGACUCUAGAACCUGAAGUUAAAAUCCUGAGCCUCGAAAUCAAAUCCCCUGGUAGACCUGAUAUUGUUCUUUCAGUUCCUGAGAAUGGCAAGCCUAAAGGUUCUUGGUUCACCUUAAAAGAAGGUAGCCGCUAUAGCCUGCAAUUCACUUUUGAGGUUAAGAACAACAUUGUUUCCGGCCUCAAAUAUAGUAACACAGUUUGGAAAACUGGUGUCAAGGUUGAUAGCUCGAAGGAGAUGAUCGGAACCUUUAGUCCUCAGGCAGAACCUUACACUCAUGAAAUGCCCGAAGAAACUACUCCAUCUGGUAUUUUUGCUAGAGGAUCAUAUGCUGCUAAAACCAAAUUUGUCGAUGACGAUAACAAGCGCUACUUGGAGAUCAACUACACCUUCGACAUCCGUAAAGAUUGGCUGCCAACUCAAAACUAAGAGUUUCUUUUUACCUUCAAGUUGUAGCUUCCAUACGAUUGUUUUACAAGUUGGAAUAUGCUUUUGAUGCUUAACAGAUCUUCUUUUUAUUGUCUUAUUUAUGACUCCAAUUUGAGACUGGUCAUUUGAACAAUGAAGAGAGGGUUUACAAAUUUUCAGCUA